UGGGUAUUCCAUGUUAGUUCGUUGACAAACGUACGAUGUAUAGACCGUGUUUAAAAUCUAAAGUAUUUGAAAAACAAACUCCAUUUAUGUGGUGCGGCAAGCAGGGCAGCGGUGCCGAAUCGAUUGGCGACUGGUCUCUGGCGGAUCGCGAGGAUGCUGUCGAUGAUGACGAUAAUGAGCAGGCGCCCCCCACAGCCAUUGUUAUUGUGGAGCCACGACAAAUGCGCCUCCCAACGUCCAGCACCACCAGCAGCUCUAACAGCAGCAGUAUGAGCAACGGUAUUGGUCUCAGUCAUAAUAAUAAUAAUAAUGCUAGCGGUGGUGGUGGUGCUAGUGGUGUCGGUGGUGCUAGCAGCAGCAGCAACACCAGCAUCGGCGGGCACGCGCCCGAUUGGUUUAUGCUCCCACAGGCAGUGGAUGUGAACAACGAUGUGAUGCGUCUGGUUAGCAGCCUCUCGACGGUGGUCCAGAUCCUAACACGAAUGACUAAUGCGGCUGCCCAAGAGCUGCGCCAGCAUCCCGAGCGGGAGGAGGGUUUUCAAGGCCUUCGGCUGUUGCUCAACUAUGCUGAUCAGAUGUACACUACGCUGUUGCAGCCCCAGCCCUUGCCGCCGGAGCGACCCGCCUCGUCAAAUAGGAAUGUUAGCGAGCAGUCGUAUAAUCUUUUCCAUCAUCUCUUCGAGCCCAUGCUCGUCGCCCAUCCGGAAAGGGUGGAAGAUGUGUCAGCGCGCCAAUCGCAGCCAGUGGAUCGAUCACGUGCCUAUCCUUAUCGCGUAGUGGCCGUCGCGGCCAGUGCGACAGGUAUUCCAGGUGGGACACCACCUGGCUCGGAAGCAAGCGGACCAAUAGCGCCAACAUCGGCAAUCGGCGCGAAUGUAUAUCAGAUUCGAAAUUGACAUGGCAGCAGCUUCCCUGCAGCAAUGCGGCUUAAAUUGUUUGUGAAUAAAUUAAUUGCACUGCAAGUAA
Drosophila navojoa is the source of this 966-nucleotide messenger RNA. RefSeq lists its product as uncharacterized. The record is from RefSeq and is a predicted model, not a curated record. NCBI's taxonomy places the organism in Eukaryota, Metazoa, Arthropoda, Insecta, Diptera, Drosophilidae.